Eruca vesicaria subsp. sativa (arugula) is the source of this 1013-nucleotide messenger RNA. The record is from the annotation of a GenBank genome assembly. NCBI's taxonomy places the organism in Eukaryota, Viridiplantae, Streptophyta, Magnoliopsida, Brassicales, Brassicaceae.
AUUCAACCUUUCUCUACUUCCUAAAAAGACCAUGGAAGCUUCACAAAAUCUCAAUCUCCAAAACCCUAAACUCAUAAAACCAUUUCAUCAUCUCAUAGAACUAGAACUAGAACAAGAACAAGAAGAAGAUAAAGAAGAAACACUCUCUCUCCGUGACCUUCCUCUGCUCAACCCCCAAAAACCUAGUUCCACCGCCACCACAACCACCACAGAAGAUCACGGUGAACAUUUUGAGUUCAUGACCUCAACUUCUUAUGACGUUUCUCCGGCUGAAAAAAUAAUCUACCGAGGUAGAGUCAUCCCUUUAAAUUACCAAAGUGCCCUUUUCUCCCCUCCUGAACACAUUAGUCCACGAGUUAGGACAAGAUCCGAGUCCUUGUCUGCUAUACAAGGCAAUAACAUUAACCGUCCCCUAGCACGUGAAAAUGUCGGACCCAUGAGAACAAGCCGUUCUUUAGAUGAUCGUAAGCUCACACGUCGACCAACCACCGUACAUUCUCAACAAGAAAAUGUUUCCACAACAAAAAAUGUGGUGAAGUCAGAAACGGUGUCGUCUAGUGGAAGUGGAAAGAGUGUAAGACCGAGAUGGUACGUGUUCAUGUUUGGUAUGGUUAAGUUCCCGCCGGAAAUCGAGCUGAGGAAUAUAAAGAACCGCCAGACUCGCCGGAAUGUUCCACCGGUUCUGUUUCCGUCUCGUGGAGCUCAAGCCACGUCACCAUCUCCUUCUUGGAGGUUACUCAACGCCUUAAGUUGCAAGGAUCCCACAAGCGUUGCUGCAACGUCACCGCUUUGGGUUCCCCAUGCGUAAAGUACUAUAUUAUCCCUAGGAGCCAGUCUUGUGUGGUUGCUUUUUUUUGCCGUUGAGAGAAGGAGAGGAUGGUCAAUUCUUAUAAGAAUAUCGAUAUUGUAAUAUUGUGAAUGUUUUUUUUUUUUUGUGUGUGUGAAAGAAUGUCGAUAUUGUUAUUUAUUUGGUGCAACAAUAUCGAUAAUAGUUUGGACCAUAACACUUUUUU